CCGUUCGCAAGAAGGCAACCUAGCCCUCCUUCAGUGGGCAUCAAGUGAUGCCGCUAUAUCAUACUUGACUCUCCACAUUUCUUUGCUUGCCACCCACAUUCUCUUCAACAACAGUCAUUCUUUUGCUCAACUCUCUACGUUCCUUCACUCAGACAUUCCUAAAGCUUUCAUUCUUUUUCCCCAUCUACUUUCCCUAUGAAGAUGCACCGCUCAUGCAUGCUGCCAUCGAACGCUCCAGCCUUGUCAACACCAGAGCCCGCAUCGAACCGGGUCCUACAGGAGCGCUCAGGCAACAGAACGAGCAUCGAGAGCUCGCAGUCGCCACCCUACCGCCCCAAAGUCUAUCGACAACGGCUCGGGGAGUUUGGCUCCACCAUCCUCGCGCCGCCUCUUGGCUGCAGGACGGAAGAGGAGGUAGACUACGAGUUUCGCAAGGUAUGGGCCAUUCUGCAGAACCAUCCGAAGUACCAAAAGUACCGUGAGAAGAAACCGAAGGAAGGGGACAAAAAGGACGAGGACGAAGAUUUGGAAAAGUGGCCCGAAUUCCUCGACCGGGCCUUCUUUAGAGCCUUGAUUCGAUGGCCGCCGUCCGGGCGUGUCCAGUACGUGGUCGACGGCGAGAAACAGGGGCGAAACCAGCUAAUAUCGAGGUCCAUCUUCCUGAAGACGGGGGUGAUGCGAUGGAAGAAGCAGAUAUCGAGCCAUAUCCAGGUUCUAAGGCCCAAACUAUUGGAUGCGCCGCAGGUCGUCAGGCACUUUAGCAAGCCUGGAAAGACCAAGAAGGGUAGCGCUAGGGAGCGGGCAAACCAGGUCCGGAAUCGCCAGCUGUCGUACUCGGUGAAACGGGAUGAAGAUCGGAUGGACGACACCACUGCCACCUUGUAUGGAGGAUACCGUCUUGAGCUUCCCGCCAGUUCCCCAUAUGCCGUCAGGACAGAGGCCAAAGCCCCUUUUACCAUGAUGCAUUUCGAGAUGCUCGUACAGGAACACAAUGAGCAGGCAGUGCACUACGUAACGCAACUAGGUGACGAUCCCCGUCUAGGCGAUGUCCACUUCCCCGACCUCAACACAUGGAACAUGCAAUAUCCGGAGCUGAAUUUCCACCGUGUCAGCGAAUGGAGGGAUAGGCAGGUCCUCAUCUGCCACGCCUCCAUUGAUUUAAUGAUGGACAAGCAGCCCGGCGGUGCCGAGCUCGCCGUCAAGUACGUCAUCGAUUCGGCGCACGACAUCUCACACUUGGAACCCAUGCAUUGCCGCACGCGAUUCUACGAUAGCGGCACCUUGGCCUAUGAGGAAGAGAGGCGGUGCGAAUACGCAACCAACACGCGCAGCAACCUGCACUUUGGGAGCCAAUUCUGGGUGCGGCGGAUGAGCGACCUACGCAUGAAGCUGCUAAAGGGCCAACGGCACGACGAUCCGGGUGUGGCGCGGAAGAUGGAGAAGGAGGUCCAGCGCAGCUUGCAGUACAUGACUGCCGUGCAGGACGUGUAUGGGACGAGGGGCGAUUUGGGCAUGCAGCAGUGUCUGCUUACGAUUCUUUGGCGGUUCCGGCAGACGAGGACGAGGCAUGAGAUGGGGAGGGUGUCGUGGCGGGUUGCGUAUCUUCCGCAGGAAGAAGGAGGGGGAACGGUUGGGCAAGAGGGGGAGCAACUCGAGCCGGAUCAUCAGCAACCGAUGUGGGAUAAGGCGGCCGGACUUGGAGGGCCGGACUUUGAGGUGCCACACGAUCUGAAGUUGAUUCUGAAUAGUACCGCGACCCCUGGUUCGACGAUAUACAACGCUUCGUCGCUUUCUCUGGACCUAUCUCAAGCUCAACAACACCACCAUGUCACUCACCACCUUCAACAACACGAUUUCACCGCCCUCGCACCUCUCGAUCUCGACACCCUCUCCCACCUCGCUACCCUCUCGACGCAUCCCAACCCGAACGACCCCCUCGCCGGCUUUCCCUCCCACCCCGAUUCGGCAGCCACAGUCCACAGCCUGGCCAGCACCGAGUUCUCCCAAGCCCUCAGCCACGUCCCCAGCCUCACACACAGCAGCCACACGCAGAUGUCUCAAGACUCAGCAGUGGCAGCAGCAGGAGGAGGGGAAUCAGGCGAUAUUGAUUUCCAUGACCCGGGAGCCGUACGUCUCGAUGUUCGAUUACACGAGGGGCAUAUCCAGCUUGGUCCGGCCAUCAGUUUCGACGACGGUAUAGCGGUUGGCGGGACGUACGAUGAAGUCACUGACGCGGCAGGCAUGCAAUUGGAACCGGGGAUUUUGCAUGCUCAUGAUGGUUCUGUCUCCGCCGCGGCGGCGGAGGCCGUAUUUGGGGAUUUGCAACUUGAUGGGAUUGGCGCGUUGGUAGCGGCAGGAAGAGGAGGAGGACUGCACGUCGGUGAUGUCACUGCUACUGCUGCUGGGUAUCGAGACCAGGAGUUCUCGAUGGGCGAGUGCUAUCCCUCGGCCCCGAGCGUGAGUAAGCCGUGGUGUUAUGCGGACCUGAUCGCGAGGAUGGAGGAGAGCGCGGCGGCGGCGGACGGGCAAGGGCAGGGGCAGAAUUUGUAUGCUCAAAUGAAGUAUCCAGAUCUUGAGCAUGCACAUGGGCAUGGGCAUGGUCAGGGACAUGGACAUGGACAUGGGGAAGAGAUGGAUAUCAAUGUCGUAGGACCCGCGAUUGGGCUGCAUCACUCGCCUCAUGAGCAUAGGCAUUCGCAUCCUCAUUCUCUUUUACCGUCGCAAAGCCAGCACCAUGGUCCAUACCAGCACCAGCAUCAACAUCAACAUCAGCCUCAACAUCAGCCUCAGCAUCCUGAGCACUCGCUGUGGAAACUUCAAACAGGCUUCUCCGUGGCGGGCGCCGAGCAGGACGACAUCCAGCAUUAUCAGCGGCGGCGACAAGAAGAAGUGGCAGAACGGGAAGAAGAAGAAGAAGAAGAAACGAGGAGGGAGCAGCAGGCGCGUGGGAUAUUGGAGAUGAUUGAGAGGAGUCAGAGGGGUGAGGGUGGGUUGUUUCGGUAGGAGGACGCUGUGUGCGAGUUUUGCGGGACGAAAUCGAGGAUGGAGAAGAUAGGG
This is a messenger RNA of Westerdykella ornata, 3057 nucleotides long. RefSeq lists its product as uncharacterized. Gene Ontology annotation, biological process: regulation of transcription by RNA polymerase II. Bases 196 to 3003 code for a protein of 935 amino acids. The record is from RefSeq and is a predicted model, not a curated record. The transcript is spliced from 3 exons. Gene Ontology annotation, molecular function: DNA-binding transcription factor activity, RNA polymerase II-specific; RNA polymerase II cis-regulatory region sequence-specific DNA binding. Gene Ontology annotation, cellular component: transcription regulator complex. Lineage: Eukaryota; Fungi; Ascomycota; Dothideomycetes; Pleosporales; Sporormiaceae.